Messenger RNA from Myripristis murdjan (pinecone soldierfish), 13978 nucleotides. RefSeq names its product lysine (K)-specific methyltransferase 2Bb (gene kmt2bb). Bases 72 to 11789 code for a protein of 3905 amino acids. Gene Ontology annotation, cellular component: histone methyltransferase complex; nucleus. Gene Ontology annotation, molecular function: DNA binding; histone H3K4 methyltransferase activity; zinc ion binding. The record is from RefSeq and is a predicted model, not a curated record. The transcript has 36 exons. Lineage: Eukaryota; Metazoa; Chordata; Actinopteri; Holocentriformes; Holocentridae. Gene Ontology annotation, biological process: positive regulation of DNA-templated transcription.
CCAUCUCGCGCCUUCCCUCUUGUCUUUCCUCGAACUGCUGCUAGCUAUCGGUGUGUGUUGUUGUUGAAGCAAUGAUGGCGGCAGCGGGAUGCGGAUCAGCAACCGCGGCUGCCGUAGGAGGCCAAGGUGGUACCGCUACGGCCAGGGGUCGUUUCCCCGGUCGGCCUUGGUCGUCUCGCAGUCGUUUGCGCUCUGAGAAACGAUGGCAGCUCGGGCGAUCAGGGGCAGAAGCCGAUGAUGUGACCAACGGAGGCCCAAGGCCCACAAACCUGGUCCUUUCGUUAAACGAAGACCAGUCUCACUUGCGCUUACUUGGGAUAGAGGCGAACCACAAGAGCCUUGGCCAGGCUGGAUACAGCUCAAGUGGGAGUGAAGAGGUGAGGUCCCAAACCGAGCCAGGAGGGGAUGAUUUCAGAGGAUUUGAAGCUGAGAGAAAAGGCUACAAAGGACCUUUACGAUCCCGACAACAUCCUUCCAAAGGUGAUCCUGUCAACACAAAAUCUAAACGACAGACAGAGAAGCUACCACUUCAUAGUCCAACAGUGGAGACAGCUCUCACCUCUCCUGAUCCUGAAAAAGAUGAAAACUCCAUGCAGGAAGUUCACAGCUUAUCUCCUGAAGCAGAGCCUGCAAAGGAUAGCAGAAAGAGUUCAAAAGGAAAAAACACUACAGAGAGACAGUCCACCAAAAGCGGAGCCUCCUCAACAGCACCAAGGAUUACUAUUAAGUUGGUGGCUAAAAAGAAAGUGAAAAAGGUAAAGGAGCCUCAUAAAAAAUCUGUGAAGAAGUUGAAGAUUAAAGCAUUUGAGGAUCAGCCUAAAGCCAAGGAAAUCCAAGGUGACCAGAUUUCAAGUGCUCAUGUCAAAUUAAAAACUGAACCACAUGAUCAUCAACACAGCACAGAGGAUAAAGGAGAGGAAGCUGUACCUGCAAGAAGGCGUGGAAGAUCUGCCUCAAAGAGUACAGAACCUGGCUGGCCAGCUAAUGUCAAAGUUGAGGUUGAUGACCAAAAAUCAAAGGAGAAAAAAUCUGCAGGCCAACCUGACAUUGCACAGGAAAGUGGGACAAUGGAAAUUACAACAAAUGCAAAGAAAUCCAAGCAGAAAGAAAUGACGACAGAGCAAGGUUCUGACAUGAAUCAAGUGGGGAUCCGUAGGAGCCGCAGAGUCACUAACCCUCCCUCUAAAAGCGUCCCAGACUGUGCAACUCAACCAGAAAAUCAGAGUACAAAUGAAGUCAGUCCAGCAGAGUCGGUGUUAGAAGUUUCAAGAAUAGAGGAGGCCAAACCUUUGACAAGAAAUUCUAGGCGCAGGCAGAGCAAGAGGCUGAAUAAGGAUGUUACAGUGCCAGAAACUCAUCAUCCAUUAUCCAUAGAGCCUGAUAAACUAGCUGUUGAAUCUAACAACAGUUUGCCUUUAAAAAGCGAGGACAUGAGGGUUCCCGGCUUGAAGCUGAUUAGGAUCAGAAACCCAAAAUACGAUGCUCAGUCAAGUGGAAAGAAUUCUCGUAAGAAAAAGCGGAGUAAAUUUGUAUGGACUUUAACAUUAGUGAAGAGAGAGAGCCAAAUACAGGGUGCUGAAAACACCAAAGUAACAGAGAAGAGCGUGAGUGAAGUGUCUCAGUCCACUCUUUCUGAUACCAGUGUCAUUAAGUGUUUGGAGGGGAUAGAUAAAAAAGCAAGAAUAGACAAUCCAGCUCCACGGGAAAUUUGUAACAUGGAUAGUAAUGAGAAGUCUUCCCAAGACGUAACUGACAUGUCGUUUGAGGAAAAGUCCACUUUACAUGUGGAAGUUGAAGUGGAACAUAUAACUGAACCGCACCAACAAGAAACCACUAAAACAGAUUGUGGGAAAGUUCCUCCUCUUCAGAUCAAGAAAGUUGCCUCACCUGGUAAACAUAAAAGUUCGAAGCCAUCCUUUUUAAUUCAGCAAGUUAGUCCAGUGUCUGAAAAGAAAGAUGAUCUCAUCAAAGAUUUAAGCAGAGAUAAUGAGGAUAACACAUGUACUGUAGAUUCACAGGUCAUACCAACCACGAGACUAAGGAGAAGAGCAUCAAACCCUGCUGUACCAAAAUCUAAGUGUGAUAGUCAUAAGUCAUUGACGACUAAAAAGCGGCGGCUUCGAACAAGUCCAGAUGAUGAAGAUACUCAACAGGUGCGUGCUGAAGAUUCUUCUCAGGGUUUGACUAAAGAUUCUACCCCCCCACAUGUUCUUCCUGAAGACUCCUGCCAGGUUUUGGCUGAAGACUCCUCACAGAUAAACAGUAAUAACUCUUCUCAAGUUCCUGAUAAUGAUUCCUCACAGAUUUCUGAUAAUACCUCACUGGUGCCUGCUCAAGUUCCUGAACAGAAGCAGAAGAGCGAGGUAGAAUUACAGACAGAAGAGACCAAACCAUUGCCCGUGCCUUCCAAACCUAGAGGAUGCAUAACUAACCGUUCAGUGAAAAAGAGGUCUGUUCAGAGGAAGAAGCCAGUUGUAUUUUCUGAAACUACUCAGAACACAGAGUUGGCCACAGCUGAGCCUACUGAUGCAGAACCUGUGGUAAAUGAAGAGACUCAGCCUGUGGUUAAAGAAGUAAUUCAGACAGAAGUAAAAGAUUGCAACCAAGCAGAGGCAAGAGAGGACACUGUAUCAGUGGGAGAGAAUGUUCAGUCAGUGGUAAAAGAGGAAACAGAUAUUCAAUUAAUAGAUAGUCAAAUGUCUUUGGUAACAGAGCAUCAUGCAGGUGAUCAGAAAACAUCAGGUCAACAAAGAAAAUCAUUCAAACAAGGGAAAAAGAGGCGGAAAAGUUUGAUUGGACAGCGUCAGAAACAUAGGCACAGGACCAGAGAUGGGAAGUUUGCUUCAGUUAAAUUACCUGGAAAUUCUAAGACACAAAGUGUUGAGGAGGAUAAUGAAAUUUCCACCCCAGCUGCAGCGUCCACACCGCUCCCAAGCUCUAAACUUAUUGGCGUACAAAAAAAGAAUAAAAGGAGACAGAUAGGCCUUCAGUUCAUUGGUUCCAAAAGACCAAAAGCACAAUCUAAAACCAUAUCAAAGCUUGUAGGAAUAGGGCUCGACAAAGCCAUUUUGAAGCAGGAAGAAACGGACUCUUUAGUUGAUGAAGCACAAGCAGAUGUAUUAGAUGCCCAGCCUGGUAGAUCAAAGUUUGUCAAAAACAUUAAGCACUUCAUCAUGCCUGUUGUUAGUGCCAGGUCCUCACGAGUGAUUAAGACGCCACAAAGAUUCAUGGAUGAUGCUGGCAUGUCAGUUUUGCCACGAAGAAACUCUCCAAAGAAGGGUCUACAGUUGGGCAUGCAGAUACGGCAAGGAAAGAGACGAGAUGAUGGCAGAGCGAUAUCUCCUGUACUGCCAGUCGAGGAUGAGGAUAUACUGAGUGAAGCUCAACUGGAUGUCAAUUUGUUUUCAGCUCAGGAACUUGAUAACAACACUGAUAUCACUGACAGCAUGUUUUCUGAGAAAAAAUGUGGAAAAAUUGAAAAGAGGAAGUCUCUUCUGAGGAACCCCAGUUUCAAGUGGCAUGUUCCAGGAGAGACUAGUGAGGAGAUACAUACACUGGACAAAACUCCAGAGAGCAAGUAUGAAAAUGUAUUUUUAUCCAAACAAUUUGAAAUGUCUGCAGACCAAUCUACUGACCCCCAGGUUGCCCACAAAAAGAGAAAGAACCCUAAGUUUAAUAAGCAAACUUCUCACCUCAAGAUUUAUGAAAGGCUGAAGAAGUUACCCCCAGGACUUCCCAGAAUCAGGAAGACAACAGAGACGGAUACUGUUAGUAAACCUCCUCAGCCUCCCAUUGAUUUAGCAGAAGGCCUUGAUGAUGAGGUCAUGAGCAUUAGUCUUAGGCAGCGGAACACAAACACAGAAAAGGGUAAAUCCAAGCUCAAGAUAGAGGACCUUGAUACACCUGGAGUGGUGAGAAAAGUUUCUGUGUGUGUCCGGACUAUGAACUCCAAGUUCCUUGCAUUUAAGUCAGGUGAAGAAGAGGACUUAACAGGGAAAGAGAAAACAAAAGCUACCAAAACUCUCUCAGGAAAGCUGCAGGAAGAACAGGCGUUCAGUGCAGGUGUUGAAGGUGAUGGUCCUGCGUCUGUGGAGAAGGGAGCCUCUCAGAGAAUGCGCCUCACUGGUGCAAAUAAAAGAAUGUUCAACCUCCUCAAGAAAGCCAAGGUCCAGCUUAUUAAAAUUGACCAGCAGAAACAGCUGAAGUCAUCUGGGCUUUUAUCUGGCUCAUCUGGCACCAGAUCUAGAGACGUGACAUCUAAGAGACAGAGGAGGAAACCAAAGGCGCCGCUUGAUCCUGAAGUCCCAGUAAAGACAGAACCCCCUCAAGGACACCCGCAGCAUCUCUCCCCCCUGUGCCAGGAGUUCCGUAGAGCAGGGGGUCCACGUAUAAAACACGUGUGCCGUGCUGCAGCGGUGGUGCUCGGGCAGCCUCGAGCCUUGGUCCCUGAUGACAUCCCCAGACUUAGUGCCCUGCCACUGCAUGAAAGAACUGGAAUCUCCCCUUCAGUCAUUACUAAAGACGUUGGGUCUCCCUCAGAGUCAGACAGUCCUGGGCUGUCAGAUCAAAAGGUCACCAAGGUCAAGAAAGCGUCUGCCUUUGUUAAACGGAAGGGGCUCGGGCCAUUUGGGUACCGCUCUCGGAGAUGUGGAGUAUGCAAAGGCUGCAACCACGAGGAUGAUUGUGGCAAGUGCAUGAACUGCCUUGACAAACCCAAGUUUGGUGGUCCUAAUACAAAAAGGCAGUGUUGUGUGUAUAAGAGGUGCGAUCAGAUUGAAGAGAGGAAAGCGCGCCGUCUAAGUGGCAGAUCAGUUCCAAAAGGUGCCUCUAAGCGGAGGCGAUCAUCUCUCAGUGGGGGUCAUUCAAGUAAUGAGGAAGGGAACGAGGGUGCUGCAGAGUCGCCAUCUCGUCUCCAGGGUGACAGUCAGAGUCCGUCUGUAAGGAAGCAGCCAAAGCGUGUCGUGAAACCCCGUGUUUACUUUGACCUGGUAGAUUACGACUCUGAUCUGGACAUCAAAGCCGUAUCAAGCUCUGCCUCCCCAGCCAGGAGAAGGGGGCUUGGACCCCGUUUCAGUCAAGACUUUGUGUCACUGGAUGGAUUCCUUGGAGAUACUUCAGAUGAUGAAGUCAGGCAUCGAAGGCCCACCUCACACCGUGUACCACCUGGGCGGCGUAAAACUGAGAAGGGUCCUCUGGAACAGACACCUCCUAGUGUCUUAGCUGCCUUGGCCCAUGGGUUUGAGCAGAGAGAGACAGAGUCUUCUGAACCUACUCACAAGAUCAGAGUAGACUUCAAGGAGGACUGUACUCUGGAGAACGUCUGGAAUAUGGGUGGUCUAAGUAUAUUGACCUCUGUGCCCGUCAUGCCACCUUGUGUCUGCCUUCUCUGUGCCAGUAAAGGACAGCAUGAGAUGCUCUAUUGCCAAGUAUGCUGUGAGCCCUUCCACCAGUUUUGCCUUGAGCCAGCGGAACGCCCUUCCGAGGAGAACAAAGAAAACUGGUGCUGUCGCCGCUGCAAGUUUUGCCAUGUAUGUGGCAGGAAAAACAAGCUCUCAAAGCCUUUGUUGGAGUGUGAGCGUUGCCAGAACUGUUAUCAUGCUGCCUGUCUUGGACCCAAUUAUCCCAAAUAUAACAAGAAGAGGAAGGCCUGGGUGUGUAUGACAUGCAUCAGGUGUAAAAGUUGCGGCGUCACACCAGGGAAGAGUUGGGACACUGACUGGAACCACGACAAAGGACUCUGUCCAGACUGUUCACACCUCUUUGACCAGGGUAACUACUGUCCAAUCUGCUUCAAGUGCUACGAGGACAAUGAUUAUGAUAGUCAGAUGAUGCAGUGUGGCACCUGUAACCACUGGGUACAUGCCAAGUGUGAGGAUCUAACAGAUGAUCUGUAUGAGAUCCUGUCAAGCUUGCCAGAGAGUGUGGUGUACUCUUGUCGGCCCUGCAGUCUGACCCAGCCUAGUGCCUGGAGGGAGCUGCUCUAUAUUGAGCUCAGGGCUGGUGUGGAGAAAGUGCUAGCUUGCUUGCUUUCUUCUACCCUCACCCAGCACCUUGUCACCUGCUCACAGUGUGAGAACUCGGUUGAUCCUGACAGUGGGAUUGAAGGCCAGCCAGCCUGUGAUCUCCGAGCUGUUGGAAAGAAGUUUGACAAGGGCCUUUACACCACGUUGAAAACAUUCCAUGAGGAUGUGGUUCAAGUUGUGCGGAAGAGACUUGAGCAGGAGGAGAAUCUUCCAGAGGAGGAGCGACCAACUGCCCUUGCACGCUCUUACUACCUAAAGCUUUUGGAAGAAGUAUUCAAUUGGUUCAACAGCCAAGACCCAAAAGUGUGGGAACCUUGCACCAAAGACUUACCCAUGGGGAUGCUAUCCCAUGCUGUUCACCCUCCUACAACUGAGCAUGUUUAUGCUCAGUGGCGAGAGAGGGAGGAACUGCAGUCCAGGGCUCCACUAAGGGUACUGCAAGAGGACAGUGUGCAAAGCUUAGAUGUAAAGGAGGAAGAUGUUGCAUCCCCAAUGUCUGGUGAGCCAACCAUUCGGAACCAUUUCAAGACCAGCAGAGCUGUCAGACUCAAAUUCAAAGGGAAACGGGGCCGGCUUUCAAAAGCAGAUCUGGACACUGGAUGGUCAAAGGAUGAUGAGAGGCAGUGCUCUUUGUGCCAAAAAUACGGAGACCUUAAACCCAAUGAAGCAGGCAGGUUGCUAUACCUUGGCCAGAAUGAGUGGGCACAUGUCAACUGCUGUUUGUGGUCAGCUGAGGUGUUUGAGGAGGACAAUGGAUCUCUGCUGCAUGUACACAGUGCUGUCACAAGGGGCCGCUUGAUGCGAUGUGAGCGUUGCAACCAGACAGGUGCCACAGUUGGUUGCUGUCUCACUUCCUGUCAAAGCAACUACCACUUUAUGUGUGCCCGCUCCCGCCACUGUGUGUUCCAGGAUGAUAAAAAGGUCUAUUGCUACAAGCACAGACAUCUCAUCAGUGGCAAGAUGAUAUCCGGUCAAGGGUUUGAGGUAAACCGCAGGGUGUAUGUGGACUUUGAAGGGAUUAGUCUCCGCAGAAAGUUCUUGACAGGACUCGAGCCUGAAUCCAUCAGUGUAAUGAUUGGUUCCUUACAGAUUGACAAGCUAGGUGUGCUCACAGAGCUUUCAGUUGGUAAAGGGAAAUUGUUCCCUGUGGGUUUUCAGUGUUCUCGGUGGUACUGGAGUACAGUUAAUCCUCUGCGCCGGUGUAAAUACACGUGCACAGUCCGGGAGGUCAGGCCUGUUGUCCCUGAGAAGCCUGUUGAGGAGAUGCCUGACCAAGGAGACAAUCACACCAUUGCCCACAGCCCUUGUCCCCCGCCUGUGACUUCUUUGUCAGAAUCUGAAGCCCAAGUGACUGACACCGCAGAAUCCCAAACACCAACUGAGGUAACGCUCAGCCAUCCAGGUCCAAUCCAUAAACCUGAUCAUGCGGCAAGGCCAAAAAUUCCCAGUUAUCCACAGACCAGAAGGCCAGCUGGAGGAAUGUCCAGACCUCUGCCAUCACCAGGAGCAACCCAGUCGAAACCCCACCACAUAUUAACCAUAAGUGAUCUAGAAGAGACUCGAAGGCCUCGUCGUCACAGCCCACACUCACAGACAGCGGGCCUCCGCAGUCACAUGCCCCCUCCUCCCUUGGGCACUCUUAGUGGACCGAUUACCCUCCGUGCUGGAAAAUCUUCCCUGCCCACUUCUCCGCUCUUCCCACUUGGUGCUACCGACAACCUGCUAACCUCUCCAUCACCCCGCCCAGUUGGAGGUAGAAGUGCUUCUUCUGUCCGAUGCCCUGGGAGUACAAUGACCCAUUCUACCUCAGCUCCGUUUCCCCAUGCUGCAUGGCAAGACAGUGUAGGAAGCUUUCCAUCAUCAAACCUGUCUUUCUCUUCAGCCAUCCAGCAUUCACCUAGACCCCGAUUGUCAUUUGACCUGAGCCAGUCAGACUCUGUGGAGGUGCCGCAUAACUUUUUGGCUUCGCCAGAGCCUGAAGAUAUUUCUACAGCAAAUGGUACAUCACCCCUAAGGGACUCGGUCCAACAGAAGGACCAAGAAUUCCCCUAUGGGUCCUUCCACAAGGACCCUGACAUGGCUCUGGGCUCUGAGCUAAAGACAGAGCUGGAAAUUGAAGAGACACUUCUGAAUGAAGGAGUGGCAAUGAACUGUGGGGGUCAGAUAGUGGUGGAAGGUGAUGACCAGGAGGAAUUUUGGGGAAGAGCCCGAGAGGUACACAAACGUAAGGCUCUUGUUGCCUCUCUGCCACGAUCUUCAGCCAGGGAUGACAUGGGGAACACAUCCUCUGAUGAUGAUAUGGAGCACUAUUUUGACUUUUCACGAACAAUAGUCAGCUGUGGCUCAAGAGAUCAUUCUAAGUCUCCAUCCUCCCCUUCCUCUCGACCUAUUACUCAGUUGGAUGGUGUAGAUGAUGGUACAGAGAGUGAUGCCAGCAUAACUACCAGUGAUGAUACUCAGAAAGGUGAGGGUUCUAGUCAAGUUCCGAUACCGGCCAAAAACCUUAAUCAUAAGCUCCUUAAACCAGAAACUGCAAGCAACAAGGACAGUGUUGAGCAGGGUCCGGUCCCUAAAGCAUUGUGCACUGACAAGCUCACAGAGUCUGCCACUGUUGCAGCUGCCAGCCAAACGUCUAUGGAUAGUUUACUCCAGGAUCCACCCAAAGCCCAUCACACAGCUCACUCAAAUGAGGAUGGUAUAAGCUUUGUUCCUUCACAGACUUCCACAGCUUCUCCACAGCAAGGCUCUGUCACUCCCUUAGAAGCACAGAUGUGCCAUCAGGAGACUCUGCUGGCUGCUCCAAUUCAAGAGGCUCUGCCUAACUUGAUCAAUACAAAGGUGCCUGAAACCUCAAAUCCAGAAGAGUUAUUCCAGGGAUCCAGUUUAGAAUUUGCCUCUGAGACGCCUCUUGUUCUGGAAAGGUGUGAUCCUCCCUCUCCCAGCACCCAUUUAACUGAGCUGGUUCCUCUUCCCAUUGAGACCCAACAGUCUGAAGUCCCUAAACCCCUCUUCUCAGAGUCGGACAGCAGUCACUUUGUAUCAUCCACUGAGGGGUCUACUGUGUACAUGAACCACUUAACAGCUAAUACAGCAGAACCUUCAUUGGCUGAUUCUGCUGACAGUAGUCAGGGCUCUUUGUUGGAUCUUCUUCAACCUUCUUGUCUAAUGUCCACAGAUCUGCAUAACCAUUCUCAAGUUCUUGUGGACCCAUUGCAGAUGAAUCCGUCUCUGCCAGGUUUCAGUCAGCCCCCUCUUACAAGCAUUACACUUCAACAAGUCACAUCCUCACAAGACCCAACAAACUUGCCACCCAUGGAUUCAUUGUGUACUAAACUAACCACCCUCAGUCCAGUUGGAGACAUGUCACAAACACCAGUGAAUGUAACCCCUCAAAAUGAUCCAGAUCCAAUGUUGUCAGCUACAUCCAGCACAUGUCAUCCAGUAGCAACUUUUGGAGCCGUCUCUGUACCUAUGUACACCACACAAACACAGCCAUUAGCUUCUACAGCAAUUACCAUUGUUUCUUCCUCUCCCUCAAUAUCAUCUGCUUCUGCUGGACUGUCAUCACAGGGUCCAUCUAUUCCAUCAUCAGUUCAGACUACCUCAGUCCCUGUGAUGUUAAAUGGUUACAGUUCCUCAUCUUUGCAGAAGGAAGCUUCAUCUGGUCACACAAUCUCCAUCAACUUUGCCACACCUAGGCCAGCUUUAGAGCCUCAACAGCCAGUAGUGCCCCAGGCCUUACCUGGUCAUGCCAUCCUUACUGUAAAGGAGGUAGGAGGUCCCAAUGUAGAUCCUACACCGCAUGUCCUACUGGUGAACCGCCUUGGUCAGAUCUUUGUUAAGAACCCAGAAAGCAACACUUUCCAGCUGCCCACACCCAACUCCCCUUCCUAUAACUGUGUCACUCAGAUAGCCAGCCUUCUACAAAGUAAUGCGCUGUCAGCCACACUGGCAGCAGCUGGUAACAUGACUGCUCCAGCUCCUGGGACCAAUGUGGCAGCAGCAGUUCCUCAGGUGGUAACACCCAUAGUUCAGAAUCCAACCACUAUUACGCAACUGCUCACUCACAACAGCAAUGGAGCAAUGGCACCAGUAAAUGUCAAAAAGUCAAAAAAGAAUGCAAGAACAUCAACAGAUGAUGCUAUUCCAGAGAUGAAGAAGCCAAAGAAAAAGAAGGAGCCCACUGCGUCCAGAAGAUCCAAGUCAGCCAAGGCCUUAGGGCCUUCUACUCCCCGGACUGAGAGUCCUCCCAUGACUCCUGCGGAAAGUGCCCAAGCUAUUAUCACCCAAGCAAUGGCCAGUAACUACACCCCCAAGUGGGGUGGGUUUCGAACACUUAGCCCUUCCUCUCUGGUUUUGCCCCCUGGUCUGUUAAUUGAACCUGAGCCUCCAAAAUCACCACCAUUACAAUUGCCAAACCCUGCACCCCGUCCUCGCACCCAUGUCCGCAUGAAAAGGGUGUCCUCCCUUUCAGACCGCAUUGUUACAAAGAAGUCCAAAGUUGAUUUUCUAGAACCAGAGCCUCCUAGUGAUGAUGAUGAGCAUUGUAGACCCCACUGCCCAAGCAUCACCAGGGCUUCAGGAGUUCGCAUCAAGACUCCAACAGUGAAAGCAGUGCUGAACCUGGACAAGUUGAAUGAGGAGCAUCUCAGUGACUCUGACAGCACAGGGUCAGAGUCUUGGGAUUGUCUCUCGAUGUCUCGGGGAGAAACGGGCAAACUACCUGCUUUGGAAGCAGUGGGACACAGCACUCUGACUGACUGGAAGAAGUAUUCAGGCUCUGCCUCUACCUCAGAUGAUGAACCACUGCCAUCUGACGAGGAUGUAGAGUUCCCUGGAAACAGAGAGCAGCCACACCUACUAUUCCAGAUAACCAGUGAUGAUGGGUUCAGUGUGGAGGCAGACAGCAUUGAGGUUGCUUGGAGAGCUGUGAUAGACGGGGUGCAGGAGGCACGGGCAAUUGCUAGGCUGAGACAGCUGACCUUCCUCGGGAUGACUGGUGCCCGUAUGUUGGGCUUGGUCCACGAUGCAGUGGUGUUCUUGGUGGAGCAACUCCAAGGAGCACGCCGCUGUCAAGGCCAUACCUUCCGUUUCUUUAAACAGUUCACCCAGGAGGAGGACCUGCCUGUCAAUCCCAGUGGCUGUGCCCGCUCUGAGCUCUACCUUAGGAAGUCGACAUUUGACAUAUUUAACUUCCUGGCUUCUCAGCACAGACAGCUGCCUGACAUAGGGCCAUACGAUGAUGAGGAAGAUGAGGUUCUCCUGAAAUCCACAAGACGUGCAACUAGCCUGGAGCUACCCAUGGCCAUGCGUUUCAGACAUUUGGAAAGGACAUCCAAGGAGGCUGUAGGCGUGUACAGGUCUGCUAUCCAUGGGCGUGGUCUGUUCUGCAAGAGGAACAUUGAAGCAGGGGAGAUGGUUAUUGAAUAUGCAGGCAUUGUCAUUCGCUCAGUGCUCACUGACAAAAGGGAGAAGUACUACGAUGGCAAGGGUAUUGGCUGUUAUAUGUUCCGCAUUGACGAUUUUGACGUGGUGGAUGCAACCAUGCAUGGCAACGCAGCACGAUUCAUCAACCACUCCUGUGAGCCUAACUGCUACUCACGAGUCAUCAACGUAGAGGGCCAGAAGCAUAUCGUCAUCUUUGCCCUUAGGAAGAUCUAUAGGGGGGAGGAACUCACAUAUGACUACAAGUUUCCCAUUGAAGACGCCAGCAACAAACUCAGCUGUAACUGUGGGGCUCGGCGGUGUAGGCGCUUCCUCAACUAAGUGAUCCCUCGUAUGAAAAGGGGAGAAUCCUGUUUACUAGUUAAGCCUUAAAUUAAGGUGUCACUGGAUUGGGCUUGGGGUGGCAGAAGGCAGUCUGCACAGCAGGGGAAUUAGCCACUAUGAGACUGGGAGAGGAGAUGGCCAAUAACUUACGGUAUGUCAGAAAUGAUAGGUGGAUAAGAAUAGAAUGGGGAAUAGGAAGAGAACCUGCCCAGCAAAUUUACUGUUGAUAUGUUUCUUGCCUGCUUUUUGUUCACAACGACCUGUAGCCUAGAUACACCCACUAGUGUGAACAGUUUAAAUGUAUAGCUGGCUGAGCAAGAUCGCUCAAAAGAUAUUGCGGUGUGGGUGUUCAUGAGAACAGGAUAUUUAAAAGUUGGGGAUUGCCCGUUUCUUAAUUUAUAGCACCAGUGAGUUUUACUUUGAUACACACGUCAAGCCUUAUCUGUUUCAAUCAUUGCUGGUAACCUAUACCUAGUCUUGGAGAUUUCUUAUCUGAUUUAUUCAUUGUUUCAUUGCUUUGGGAUAUGUCUGUCUAUUGUACACUUGUAAUCAUGGUGGCUCCAUCCCCCAGUGAUGGGAUCGCAUAGCCCUUUCCCCUACGGUGGUGAAGUCCGUUAUUGAGCCAUAAUGCCCACCCUAACCUGAUUCAUCAUUUGUGUCUUUUAUAUUUAACUUUUGUCAGUUGGUGGAUUUUUCUUUUUAGAUGUAUAUUUUUUUUUCCUUUAACAAUAAGACAACCAUGGACCAUGGUGCUAAGAUUUAAAAGGGUCUUUAAUCUCUUAUGCUUGACUAAGAUGUCCUGCAAAUCAAAGUCAUUUCAUUAACCUUGCUGACACCAUGUGCAUCAAACGGACACACUCAAGCAGUACUUCAAAGUCACUUAUGUGUCUGCUAAGUGGCAUCUGUUUGAUUUUAGGUCUUCUAAUUUCACCUAGUCUCCUCCCAUCUUGCAUUGACAUGGAUAGCUAUCACCGUGUAACAGUUUGAGUCAGUAACAGAUAGUGUCAUAUGUAAAGACUGAAAAUAGUCUUCAAAACCCUUUUGUUGAUGUACAGUGUAUGUAGCAAACACUACCCAAGCCAAGAGUGAAGAGGUGAAGUUAUUUUUAUUUUACUUUAUUAUUAUUAUUUUUUUAAAUAUAUAUUUUACUACUCUCAUGGCAAAUGCUGAUUACCUACUGCAAUAAGUUUUUGCUGCCGUACAGUUGCACACGUGUACUCAAACAACAUAAUUUUUUUUUUCUUUCUCCUGAAACGUCUCCUGCAGUUCAACUCAUAUCAGGGAGAGCACUGUUUAAAAAAAAAAAAAAAAAAAAAAAGCAUUGCCACUGAGUGUGUGCAUUCAGCUCCACCAGCCAGACUUCUUGUUGUGAGAACAUGAUGCACAGAGGAUCUGAUUAUUACUGUUGCAGCAUGUUUUGAAAGAGAGCUACUUUUUCAGUCUGAAAACGAGCUGGAAAGAAUGCACUCAGCACCUUAAAAUAAUGUUUAAUAUUUUUCUUAGUCGAUGUUAAAUGCUGUCAUUCAUGAGGAUAAUUGAAUCCACACACUGUUCAAAUCAAUAUAUUUAUUCAUGUUUCUAUUCAAAUUUUGGAAUGGUAAAGAGUUGUUUGUGCUUUGUAUAAAUGGUGGUGAUCUAGCGUUGUUGGGAGAUCUUCCCCAUUCGUUUCCUGUUUUUGUUUACAAUUGAUGUCCUUUUUUUCCCACUACUUGAAUCUUCUUGUUCUCUUGACAGUUGUGUGAUGCAUUUAAGCCUUUAUGAGAGAAAUUAUUCUAAAGCAGGUCUUUUAAAUGAUUAUUUUAUUUUAUUAUUAUUAUUUUUUUUUUUUGGUUAUGGUAUAUUUCAUGGAUAGAGUACUGAUGGUUUUUAGAAUCAGCCACAGGAGUAAAGUGAGCACUGUUUGCCUUCCCAAGCCCACAUUUUUUCAUUUGCGAAUUUUUUUAAACUCCAGUAACCUCUUGAGAACAAAUUUCCAGUGAGAAUCAUGUGUUGUCAAGAUCCCAGUCUCCUUCCCUUCUUGCAUGUCCAAUCACUGGGAUGGAGCCCAGAUUUACUUGUGUCAAUCAUCUAGUUGAAAACGAGAGCAGAGUCACUCCCAACUCCUUGCAAGGAUUCUACCUCAGUUGUUUAGACAGAUGUUCGGGAAUACUAAUGCAAAAAAAAAAAAAAAAAAAAAAAAAAAAAAA